This is a messenger RNA of Cherax quadricarinatus, 2349 nucleotides long. Its product is annotated as progranulin. The record is from RefSeq and is a predicted model, not a curated record. NCBI's taxonomy places the organism in Eukaryota, Metazoa, Arthropoda, Malacostraca, Decapoda, Parastacidae. Gene Ontology annotation, cellular component: extracellular region.
UAGGAAAGUUCAGGUUCAGUACGUGUCCAGUGCAUACGUUCUUGAGUGGGUUAUAUGAACGCGGGAACGGGCGGAGCUAGUCAGUCUCAGCGUCAGGGCUACACAAACCUGCUGCCAAGACACGUCUCCUCUCCCUCUCUGGCAAAUACUCAGUAGGCAAGAGGAACAAGUUAUUUCCAACAAGUAACUAGUGGCAACAGACAUUACCAACACAACAAGAGGAAUAAGACAUCAACACAACAAGAGGAACAAGACAUUGCCAACACAAGAACAACAAGACAUUGCCAACACAAGAACAACAAGACAUCACCAACACAAGAGCAACAAGACAUCAACACAACAAGAGUAACAAGACAUCAACACAACAAGAGUAACAAGACAUCAACACAACAAGAGUAGCAAGACAUCAACACAACAAGAGGAGCAACUAGAGUAACUCCACAAUUCUUGCAGUCAUCAGAAGGGACUUUUGAGCAAAUUGCUUCAAAACCCGAAGAAAAAAAAUAGUGUAGAAAAAUUCCUCAGCUGUUGUAGGCAUGAUGGUGGGCAUAAACCUCAUUGUUGGGGCGCUGUAUGCGAUUCUAGGAAUGUCUUAUGCUAAUGAGACCCUCUGCCCUGGUGGUUUAGUCAAAUGUCCAGAUUACAUGACUUGUUGUCAACUGGCAAACAUGGAAUAUGGGUGUUGUCCAUUUCCCACGGCUGUGUGUUGUCCAGACCAUGUACAUUGCUGCCCUCAGAAUAUGAAGUGUGAUGUCACCCAUCAAGCUUGCUUGAAAAAUGGAUUUCCAGUUAAAUUUUUCUGGAAUGUUCCUGUGCAGCCAGAGCUCCUCGAAGUAGUUGACUCUGAGAGUAAAACUUUGGACCUCCAAGCAGAGACUAAUGAAGCAGAGCAGCCUCAAGAUAACCUUGAUGAAAGGAAAUGUCCUGAUGAGCAUGUUUGCCCAGGAACUUUCACUUGCUGCAAGAUGUACAGUGGGAAAUAUGGUUGUUGUCCAUUUGAUGGUGCCGAGUGCUGCUUAGAUGGUUUCCACUGUUGCCCAAAGGGCUCCCACUGUAAUCCUGAUACUGGCGGCUGUUAUCAUGAAAAGAUGAAUUUCACUAUGAAUGCAUACAGUAUGAAGACAAAGCUUCCAAAAGCAACGAAGAGCAAAGCUAAACCAAAACCAUUUCAUCACAAUGUGGCAGCAAUAGUUCCAGGAGGAAAGUGUCCUGAUGGUCACCCUUGCCCUAACAAGUUGACCUGUUGUAAAGUGAUCAGUCAAGGCUUUGGAUGCUGCCCAUAUUCUGAUGGUGUUUGUUGUACAGAUUUAAUGCAUUGUUGUCCUCAUGGAACCACCUGCAAUACCACCCUUGGUACCUGUGAUGUGCAAAAGAACUUGAGAUGGUCAGUUCCUGCUCACUUCCUUCAGACUGCCACCCUGCUAGAGGUACCAGAACUUGAGAAAAAUUCAGCUGUUGAAAUACUGAAUGAAACCGACAUAGUAUGUCCAAAUAGACGAUACCAUUGUAAUGAUGGAGAAACUUGUUGUCCAGUUGGUGGUGGUGCUUAUGGAUGCUGCCCCAUGCCUCUAGCAACUUGCUGCCCUGAUAAACAACACUGUUGUCCUCAUGGGUAUGAUUGUGUUAGUGGGACAUGUCAGAGAAGGACAACAGAUUCCCGUAAUCAUCUCCAACUUUUCCUUGAGAAGUUGCCAACACCUAUCAGAGAUGGAAAACAAACAAGCUCAGACAUAACACUACCCAACUCAGAUGUAACACUACCCAGUGAUGAAGUUGCUGAUAUUUUAUGCCCAGAUUUUCAAACCCAGUGCCCUGAUGGAAAUACUUGCUGCCCCAUAACUGGUGGCAGAUAUGGAUGCUGCCCAAUGCAAGAAGCCACAUGCUGUGGUGACUUGGAGACUUGCUGCCCUUAUGGUUACUGGUGCACAGAUGAAGGCUGUGAAAGAAUGCCACAAACAAUUUCAAACUUAUUGCCUUUUCUAAAUAAGAUACCUAUAUCUCCUAGUUUGUAAGGAACAAGUUUUCUAUAAGGCAGUGCUGUUUUAAUUUGUAUUCUUAGUAUAAUAUACUAAUUAAAAUAGCAUGUAUACUGUUUGAAACAGUAUAUAUAAAUUCUUUAAUUGUGAUUUUUUUUAAAUGUUGAAUGAGCAUACUUGGAUUAUCAGUAUUCAUUAGUUUAUCAAAUGUGCUGCCCAGUGUUCACAAACUUAACAGUUUGAUGUAUAUGUACCUGGGUUGUAUAACCCUUAUGGGUUUAGUGCUUUAUUAUAUGACUGAAUUUUUUGUGUGUAUAGGACACUUUUUAGAAAAAAAUACGUUAAAUAUUUUAAUAAAUUUUUGUACAAGACA